Messenger RNA from Tauraco erythrolophus (red-crested turaco), 1452 nucleotides. The record is from RefSeq and is a predicted model, not a curated record. Lineage: Eukaryota; Metazoa; Chordata; Aves; Musophagiformes; Musophagidae.
CUGUUCCGUGUUCCUCUCUUGGUUUCACAGGAUAACGUGGAGAGGGCAGAUGCACUUCAGUUGACAGUGGAGGAGUUUGUUGAGCGUUACGAGAAGCCGUACAAGCCCGUAGUCUUGCUGAAUGCUCAGGUGGGCUGGUCUGCCCAGGAGAAGUGGACUCUGGAGCGGCUCAAACGCAAGUAUAGGAACCAGAAGUUCAAGUGUGGGGAGGACAAUGACGGUUAUUCUGUGAAAAUGAAGAUGAAAUACUACAUAGAGUACAUGGAAACCACACGCGAUGACAGCCCGCUCUACAUCUUUGACAGCAGUUAUGGAGAGCAUCCCAAGCGCAGGAAACUCCUGGAGGACUACAAAGUACCCAAAUUCUUCACCGAUGAUCUGUUUCAGUAUGCAGGGGAGAAACGAAGGCCACCUUACAGAUGGUUUGUGAUGGGCCCACCUCGUUCUGGAACAGGAAUUCAUAUCGAUCCCUUGGGAACUAGUGCGUGGAAUGCCUUAGUCCAGGGACAUAAGCGUUGGUGCCUGUUCCCUACCAGCACUCCCAGAGAGCUGAUCAAAGUGACGCGAGAAGAGGGUGGGAACCAGCAGGAUGAGGCUAUCACUUGGUUCAAUGUCAUCUAUCCUAGGACGCAGCUCCCCACCUGGCCUCCCGAAUUCAAACCCCUGGAAAUCUUACAGAAACCAGGCGAGACAGUCUUUGUGCCAGGUGGCUGGUGGCAUGUAGUUCUCAAUCUCGACACAACUAUUGCCAUCACACAAAACUUUGCCAGUUGUACCAACUUCCCUGUGGUGUGGCACAAGACAGUAAGAGGGAGACCCAAAUUGUCACGGAAAUGGUACAGGAUCCUGAAGCAGGAGCAUCCUGACUUGGCAGCCUUGGCUGAUUCAGUUGACCUGCAGGAAUCUACUGGUAUUGCUUCUGAUAGUUCUAGUGAUUCUUCCAGUUCCUCAAGUUCCAGCUCCUCAGACUCUGAUUCAGAGUGUGACUCUGGCUCUGAGACAGAGGGAAUGAUGCACCGGAGGAAAAAGAGGAGAACAUGCAGCAUGAUGGGUAACGGUGAUACAACUUCCCAGGACGACUGUGUGAGCAAAGAGCGCAGCUCCUCCAGGAUUAGAGAAUCUUGUGGAGGCCGCAGCUACCCCUGAGCCCCCGGGGGCCCCCUGCCGAUCGAAGCUCCGUUAGCAGCCAGCCAGCUCUGUUCUACCCCCUCCUGCUUCUUUUUCUCACAGUCCUUAAGUUGUUGUCACUCUUCCUCGAUCCAGACACCCGUCUUCAUUACAUGCCGUCGAAGGUUGGCUCCUCAGUAACUUCUAGCGGAACACCCCAACCCUGCGUUAUUGUGCAAUGCUUUGUUCCCUCCGCGCCCCGAGUGAGUGCACUAAUAACCCGGCCUGGGGUCAGGACGUGCCGAGUAUUUAAUGGUUCACGGAACUGGCGAGGAAGGCGGCGGU